GAGACUGCUUCAAUCUGACGACGAGAUCGUGAUUGACCCCCCACUGAACGUCGAACGACACCCAAAUCACCAAUCCACCUCCUCCGAGCGCGGCUCACUCGUCGACACAAUGGCAGGCGGCGUACCCCACAACAAAAUGGCGAUGGACCCGGCCAUCAUCAAGCUCGGGAACAUGCAGUCGCAGCGUCACCUCUACUUUCGCUGGACCAAGAGGACGGCGCGCGUCACCUUCAUGUAUGCCGUUGUCGUGCCCGUCAUCAUUGGGUUCAUCGGUUACAAGACGGACGGACUCUGGGAGAUGCGUGCGAAGCGCAAGGGCGACCUCCUCGCUGAGCGGUAGAGAACGAACGGAGCGAUGGGGAAGGGUUGUAAAUAUCAGAGGGAUAAGCAGAGCGGCAAUCCAGUGCGGUGCCAUGACAAAACAAUUUUCUCGUUACAAUCCACUCUUCCAC
This is a messenger RNA of Verticillium dahliae VdLs.17, 452 nucleotides long. RefSeq lists its product as uncharacterized. Bases 110 to 340 code for a protein of 76 amino acids. NCBI's taxonomy places the organism in Eukaryota, Fungi, Ascomycota, Sordariomycetes, Glomerellales, Plectosphaerellaceae. The transcript has 4 exons. The record is from RefSeq and is a predicted model, not a curated record.